AUGUCAGGCCCGCUCCCAUUGGAGAUGCAGAGUAUCGACGAGUCUGAGCUGUGUCCAUUUUGCUCCAAACUGGAGGAGGUCAACAAGGAGGAUCAAGAGAAGCUCUGCCAGCUGAAGGUGAAAACAAAAAGCAAAAAGAAACUCUCCCUCGGGGAAUCGAACCCCGGUCUCCCGCGCUUAUCGGUGUUAAUGACAAGCGGAAAUCAUGACCACUAG
Penicillium waksmanii is the source of this 216-nucleotide messenger RNA. RefSeq lists its product as uncharacterized. Bases 1 to 216 code for a protein of 71 amino acids. The record is from RefSeq and is a predicted model, not a curated record. NCBI's taxonomy places the organism in Eukaryota, Fungi, Ascomycota, Eurotiomycetes, Eurotiales, Aspergillaceae. The transcript has 2 exons.